Colletotrichum karsti is the source of this 327-nucleotide messenger RNA. RefSeq lists its product as uncharacterized. Gene Ontology annotation, cellular component: membrane. The record is from RefSeq and is a predicted model, not a curated record. The coding region runs from base 1 to 327 and encodes 108 amino acids. NCBI's taxonomy places the organism in Eukaryota, Fungi, Ascomycota, Sordariomycetes, Glomerellales, Glomerellaceae. The transcript is spliced from 3 exons.
AUGGCUCAUCACCCGUCAUUCACUCUUGCCGGCCUCUUGGCAGUCGGCGGCACCGCCGGAUUCCUCAAGACUCAGUCCAAGCCAUCCCUGAUCGCUGGUCUCGGACUUGGAGCCGCCUAUGCGUACUCUGGCUAUCUGCUCAAGGAGAACAAGGACUAUGGCGCCGAGCUCGCCUUGGGAAACAGCAUCGUUCUCUUGGGUGCUAGCGCCUCGCGGGCCAUCAAGACUGGUGGCAGAGCACCGAUACCGCUGGCGUUGGCCACGGCGGGUGCAGCAGCCACGUUCUACUACCAGAAGAAGUACCGGGAGUUCAAAUUCGGCGUGUAG